AUGUCAUUAAUACCAAAAGAAUCGGAAAUUCCAUCUUUUUCAUCCUUUCCUGAUAUUACACCUAAACAAAAAAAUAAAAAAUCUUUAAAAUCCAAAAAGCGUGAUGAAAGUGAAGACGAACAAUCUUCUGAUAGAGGGUACAAUAAUAAUGAAUAUAUUAAUAAAGAUUAUCGACCCUCUAAACGUAGCAAAAAGAAAAAAGAAAAGGAUCAUUCACGAUCCAGUGAGGAUGAUCGCUCAGUUUCUAAUAAGAAACGUGGUGGUGGGAGUCGUUAUGAACGUACACUUCCUGAACAAUCAUCAUCAUCAUCAACUAUUCUUGAGCAAGAGAAAAAACGUGAAGGAAUUUCCAAACCAAUUGAAAAAAUUCCAAAAGAAUUUAGACAUUUGAAUCCUUUUAAACCUAUAAAAGAAAAGGAAGCCAAAAAGAAAAAAAAAGAAAUUUCUGAAGAAUUUAUAAGAGAGAAGAUAAAAUAUUUUAAUGUCCAAUUGGAUCUGAAUCCAUAUGAUAUUAAUUUAUGGUUGGAAUUUAUUGAAUUUCAAGAAAAAAAUUCACAAUUUGGAAAAUCCAAAAAAGCAGAUGCAGCUGAUAUAAGAUUAAGCAUUAAUGAAGUCAAGCUUAGUAUUUUUGAAAGAGCCCUUGAAGCCAAUCCUAAUAAUCCAACUUUACUUUCUGCCUAUAUGAAAUGUUGUGAACAAAUUUGGGAUGUACCAAAAUUGCUUACAAAAUGGGAUCAAAUUUUAAAGGAAAAUUCUAGAAACAUUAUACUUUGGAUGCAAUAUCUUAAUUUUAGACAAACAAAUCUUGUUUCUUUUACAGUUAGUCAAUGCAUUCAAGUUUUUGAAGAUUGUUUACAUUUACUUAGAAAAGAAACUUUAAUUAUAAGUGAUCCUAAUGAGAAACUCAAAUUAGAACGAAUUAUGAUUCACGUUUUUCACCGAGCAUGUUUUUUCAUGUAUCAAUCGGGAUACACUGAAAGAGCAUAUUCUUGUUGGCAAGCUGUAAUGGAGUUGAUAUUUUUUGUACCAGAAAAUUUGCAAAGUCUAGAUUUUUAUGAUCGUUUAAUAAAAUUUGAAAGUUUUUGGGAAGCUGAAUGGUCCCGAUUCGGUGAAGAUGGUGCAAAAGGAUGGUCUUAUUAUGAAAAAAAAGUGAGUGAGGAUGAACCACAUGACAUGCCUUUUCUAAAUAUUUCUCAAAAUGUUCCAAGUGAUAAAUCACAUGAAGGUGAUAUUUAUGAAAAAUGGGUAAAUUCAGAAAAUAUUCGUGAUACUGAAUUGCUCUCAAUUCGUACUUCCGAUGAAUUAGAAAUAGAAGACCCUUAUCGCGUUACAUUAUUUGAUGAUAUUCGCACAUUCUUAUUUGAUUUAACAUCUCCUCAAUCUCGUAAGGAGCUUAUAUACGCCUGUUUUUCAUUUGCUGGAUUUACAUUCAAUCCCGGUUAUUCAUCUUCGAAUCCAUUGAUUACGGACACUUUUUUGAAUGUUAAGCUUGCCAAUGAAUCCAUCGCAAAUAUCAAUUUUUGGAUGACAACUAAUAUCACUACUACUAAGAUUACUUCAACAGAAAUGAACCAAAUGAACCAAAUGAAUGAUUAUGGAUUCAAAUUUCCGGUAAAGACUUUUCCUCCGGACGGUUCCAAUAUUUUUUCUUCACAGAAUUGGUUCUCGGUUUUUGAUGAAAAGAUAGACAUUAUGAGUGUUAAUAUUAAAUUUGUUAGAAACGUUAUUUAUCAAUUACAGCAAACUGAAAUUGAUAAAGAUAUUAAACUUUGUAUGCUAUCAAUCGAAUAUCUUUUCGACGCGUCAAG
Molecule: messenger RNA, 1808 nt
Organism: Diversispora eburnea
Lineage: Eukaryota; Fungi; Glomeromycota; Glomeromycetes; Diversisporales; Diversisporaceae
Source: the annotation of a GenBank genome assembly